CAAUCCUAUUUUGGUGUUGUGCUCAUACAGGAAACUAGUCAACAAUACGAGUUUAUAAGGUCGUGACCACGGGCGGUGAUAUUAGCCAAGACUUGAGAACGGAUUUGGGUAAGGUUACCUCAUACGUGUUAAUACUCCUCAAUAUCAGUGUGAACGUUCGUGCCUCUGAAAUGGCGACGCAUAAUUCUUCAGAUCCGAACUAUGAUUUUUAUCUGACGAUAAUCGAUGACAAGGCAUACUGGCUGUGUUUAGCUGUGGUGGGAUUCAUUCUGGCAAUAGUUAUUAUCGUAGGAAACUCCAUUCUACUCUUCACGACGUACAGGGACCCUCGAAGGACACUACGUACUCCGCCGUCUUUCCUGAUCACGAAUUUGAGCGCGUCAGAUUUACUGCUGGGAUUAUUCAACGUUGUUCUUGUGGCUUUGAGAGAUGUCUAUCGGUCUCGACUUGAACAUAUGCCUCACGCUAUGGCGUUUAAGGCAAUCAUGUACACAGUGUUUACUUCAACUAUUUUCGCGAGCGGCUAUUCCAUAAUAGCCAUGGCAUCAACUUGUUAUGUCGCCAUCAACAAACCGAUGGAAUAUAAAACUAUUAUAACCAAGCGAAGAGUCAAGAUUUUUAUUGCAGUUUUAUGGGUGAUAUCUCUAGCGACCUGUGUUCUACCUGUGACAAAUGUGUCCGAGAAGACAUACACGCUAAUUUACCUACACACUCACGCUUCGCUGCCCGCCAUCUUGUUGACAGUCAUAUAUGUGAACGUGUUUCGCGCUCUCGCGAGACGAACUCGAGAACUUGAGCUCGGCGGUUACAACUCAAUAGCGAGUAAUUCUCUGGAAAGGAAGCGAAAUAUGGCUGUCACGAUUAUAAUAAUUCUUUCGCUGUUCUUCAUCAGUUAUAUGCCUCAAUACAUCACACUUCAUCUGCUGUACUUCUGCGAAUCUUGUCAAAGCUCGAUAACUUUCCACAAGAUUGACGUGGCAUUGUCUCGCUUUUUGUACAUUAAUUCUGCGAUAAAUCCUUUUGUGUACGCUUGGAGAGUGCCCAAGUAUCGUCGAGCGUUUAGCGACUGUUUGCAGAUUCUGUUCUGUAGAGCGAGAACUAGAUCUCACGGAACAAGUUCGAAAUAUUCAAGCACAAAGCAAAGUGAAAGAGGCGGUCCUGGAAGAUUUUUACGGAACAAGCCAAGGGGCUUAAGCGAACCAACUGCAAGUGAAAUGACAAGCUUUUAGACUUAAAUCUGAUAUAACAAAUACCCUUAAGGCAGUCGAGCGACCUUUUGACCUAUUAAGUAAUAUAAUUUAAGAAGCUACAUCAGGUAACAUCUGAUCGCCGGAGGAAAACAGCCGUUAUAGUGCAGAAGUUACCAUAAAAUUUCACCCUCUAAUUUGAUUUAAUAUAUGUACGUCUGAAAGAAAACCUCUAAUAAUCAAGAGGUUUAUCUUAACUGAGAGUAUACCAUUUUUAAGAGGUGUAACGUCAGCAAUAUUAAGAUAAGAUAGGAAUAUGUUAUUCCAUCAUGACUUUUGAGUAUAGUUAAUGCUUGUGUGGUCGUGCUAACACUAAUGUCGAGAAAGACUGCAAAGAAAAACAGUGGAUUAAAAUUUUAAAUCAAGA
Messenger RNA from Orbicella faveolata, 1614 nucleotides. RefSeq names its product adrenocorticotropic hormone receptor-like. Gene Ontology annotation, cellular component: plasma membrane. NCBI's taxonomy places the organism in Eukaryota, Metazoa, Cnidaria, Anthozoa, Scleractinia, Merulinidae. Gene Ontology annotation, molecular function: G protein-coupled receptor activity. The record is from RefSeq and is a predicted model, not a curated record. Gene Ontology annotation, biological process: G protein-coupled receptor signaling pathway.